AGUGGAGUCCGGCAGCCGCAUUAAACUGAAAGCGUUACAGGAACGAGGGCGUUUAUCAGAGCGCCGAGGGACGAGCAGCAGACAGACAGACAGGCAGGCAGGCAGGCAGGCAGGCAGGCAGACAGACAGACAGACAGACAGACAGGUACAGACGACUUAACUAACACCCCGCCAGGCUGUGGUCAGACAUCGGUCAGACAGUUAAUUAGACAGUUAAUUAGGCACCAGAGGGGUUAAAUGUCAGCCGUGCUUUCCUGACAGUGACGUCCAUUCCCGAACGUCAUUUGACUGGAGGUUUCCCACAAUGUCGGCCUGCGGGAUCCCAGAGGAAGUGCUGAGGGAUGAGGAUCUGAUAAAAAGGCUGGAGGAAGUGGCCAAAGACGCUGCGCUGAUGCGUGGAGUCUUAAUGCGGACCAAAGACAGACCGAACUCUCCCGAGGUAGUGAGCUAUGCACCGUUCAGCCUCUUCCCCUCCCCAGUGCCCAGAACUCUCUUCCACCAGGCCCUUGAAGUCCAAACCCACUUUAACCGGCUGGUGGACAGAAUCAGCCAGAAUCCAGUCUUCCUGGAGGAGGCUCUCGCCAGCACCAUCAAAGUCGAUGACUUCACAGCAAAACUCUUCGAGGUUUACAGAGCAGUACGACAGGAACCACAGACUCUGCCCGUAGUGCUCGGCCUGAACCGCUCGGAUUACAUGCUGGACCAGAGCGCUGGCGGAAAAGCGUCCCUAAAGCAGAUUGAAAUCAACACCAUCGCCGCCAGUUUUGGGGGUCUUUCCUCACGCACACCGGAUGUCCAUCGGCACGUCCUCAGGGUCGCUAACCGGGUGAAGGAAAGCCAGCAGAUCUUAGACAACAACCCAGCAGCAGGUCUGGCCAGAGGACUGGCAAAGGCUUGGGAGCUUUACGGUUCAGAGAGGGCAGUCGUGAUGUUUCUCGUUGAGGAUGUUCAGAGGAACAUAUACGACCAGCGAUACGUGGAGAACGAGCUGUGGGUGAGAGACAUUCCUGUGAUCAGAAGACAGUUUGAGGAUGUCUGGAGAGGUGGAUCGUUGGACCAUGACAAGAGGCUGUUUGUGGAUGGACAGGAAGUUGCCAUUGUUUACUUCCGUAAUGGAUACAUGCCUCAAAACUACAAGUCAGAGAAGAGUUGGGAGGCUCGGCUGAUGAUCGAGCGCUCACGCGCUGUCAAGUGUCCGGACAUCAGCACUCACCUCGCUGGCACAAAGAAGGUCCAGCAGGAGUUGGCGCGGCCGGGGGUCCUGGAGCGCUUCUUUCCCGACGAGCCGGAAACGGUGGCCCAGAUCCGCGCCACUUUCGCUGGCUUGUACACGCUGGACAUGGGGGAGGAUGGAGACAGGACAGUAGCCAUGGCUUUAUCAAACCCAGACCAGUAUGUGCUGAAGCCCCAGAGAGAAGGAGGCGGGAACAACAUUUACGGGGAGGAGAUCUGCCGAGUGCUGGAGAGCAUGAAGAACAGCACGGAGAGGACCGCCUACAUCCUGAUGGACAAAGUUCAGCCCCGCCCGGGUCAUAACUACCUGCUCCGACCGGACGCUCCUCUGAGGCUGUGCACGUGCCUGAGUGAGCUGGGUGUUUUUGGAGCCUACGUUAGGAAGGGAGCGGAGAUGGUGAUGAACGAGUGUGUGGGCCACCUGCUCAGGACCAAAAGCUCUGAACACGCUGAUGGAGGCGUGGCUGCAGGAGUGGCAGUGCUGGACAAUCCUCUUCUGGUUUAAGCCACGUCGCCCUCUGUGGACCAAGACAGGAACUGCACACCACAAAACAGAUUAGGGGUUCCAUUUCAAGCAGAACUUCGUUGCUUCAUUGCUCCGUCAACACUGCGGUCUCGGUAGGAGACAUGAUGCUGGAUCCAGUAGUGAUUAAUACAUGCUCACUUUAACAGGAAGCCCCUGAACUGAACUACUGAAGCCACAAGUGUACUUGUUUACCUCAUUUAGCACCGCUGUGCUGAAACUAGUACUUCAUCGUGGAUUUUAAUAGGACGGUUUAUUGUAGAGACUUUUGUGCUUUUUAAUUCGAGGCUGUUGACUUAGACUUACAAAUCCCUGUGAGCCGACUGAGAAAACUAAUAUCUUUCAGUGUAUCUGAAAUCUGUCUGUUUGGAAUUGGGCUUAAAGGAGAAUCCCACAGAUUUCUAUAUAAUUACAUGGUUAAAAUGCAACAAAUUCAGUCAGAGUGGUUUGAUGUGAAACGUGCUGUUCUGGAGAAACUGAGUCAGAAUCGCUUGUAGUGUUGGUGAUGGGAACCAGACAUCUAAAGCGGUUAAUGCCUCUGAAAGAUCCCUCAAUCCCCACUGCCCGAUGCCCGGGCUGUUACUUUACCACGGCUUUGAGAGGAGAUAUCGGCUUAAACCUCGGUGGAGAGAUACAUGCACAUAAUAUUAACUUUCAUAAUAUUAACAGAAUGGUAAGCGAUUAAUAAUUUGGUUUACACUUGCCAACUUCACCUGGUUACUUGCUUUUUUACAUUUGAAAGCUGCGUAAUCUUUUAGAGUGUAGGGCAAAGUAGUCACUAGCGAAGUCAUUCAUCACUACCAUUAAUAUUGCACACAAAUACUCGUGUAGGUUCUCUGGUGGGUCUGGAUAGUAAAUAAAACGGCUAUAUCUGUGUUGUAGUCAUGGCGACGCCUGGUUCCCAUCACCACCACUGUAAAGAAAAUCUGAGCCUUUAAGUUAAUG
Molecule: messenger RNA, 2701 nt
Organism: Pygocentrus nattereri (red-bellied piranha)
Lineage: Eukaryota; Metazoa; Chordata; Actinopteri; Characiformes; Serrasalmidae
Gene: gss
Product: glutathione synthetase
Exons: 13
Coding region: 305-1738 (477 amino acids)
Biological process (GO): glutathione biosynthetic process
Cellular component (GO): cytosol
Molecular function (GO): glutathione synthase activity; glutathione binding; ATP binding
Source: RefSeq, a predicted model, not a curated record